UGACGCACGGAGUGGCGCGCGUGGGACCCGAGAGCUGGGGCUGGGUUUAGUAGGAGACCUGGGGGCCGGGGCCGCCCGUAGACGCCCAUCUGCCAGCUUCUCUUGCUCCGUCGAUUAGGAGGAGCGGUGGCGACCUCGGCCUCCAGUGUCUCCGGCGAAGUGAAGUGACGUGGCGGCCAGGAUGAUGUUGCUGGGCUUGCUGCAGGCGAGCGGGUCAGUGCUGGGUCAGGCGAUGGAGAAGGUGACAGGCGGCAACCUCCUGUCCAUGCUGCUGAUCGCCUGCGCCUUCACCCUCAGCCUGGUCUACCUGUUCCGUGUCGCCGCCGGCCACCUGGUCCAACUGCCAGUAGGGGCGAAAAGUCCUCCGUACAUUUUCUCCCCGAUUCCAUUCCUUGGGCAUGCCAUAGCAUUUGGGAAAAGUCCAAUUGAAUUUCUAGAAAAUGCAUAUGAGAAGUAUGGACCUGUAUUUAGUUUUACCAUGGUAGGCAAGACAUUUACUUACCUUCUGGGGAGUGAUGCUGCUGCACUGCUUUUUAAUAGUAAGAAUGAAGACCUGAAUGCAGAAGAUGUCUACAGUCGCCUGACAACACCUGUGUUUGGGAAGGGAGUUGCAUACGAUGUGCCUAAUCCAGUUUUCUUGGAGCAGAAGAAAAUGUUAAAAAGUGGCCUUAACAUAGCCCACUUUAAACAGCAUGUUUCUAUAAUUGAAAAAGAAACAAAGGAAUACUUUGAGAGUUGGGGAGAAAGUGGAGAAAAAAAUGUGUUUGAAGCUCUUUCUGAGCUCAUAAUUUUAACAGCUAGCCAUUGUUUGCAUGGAAAGGAAAUCAGAAGUCAACUCAGUGAAAAGGUGGCACAGCUAUAUGCAGAUUUGGAUGGAGGUUUCAGCCAUGCAGCCUGGCUGUUACCAGGGUGGCUGCCUUUGCCUAGUUUCAGACGCAGGGACAGAGCUCAUCGGGAAAUAAAGAAUAUUUUCUAUAAGGUAAUCCAGAAACGCAGGCAGUCUGAAGGAAAAAUUGAUGACAUUCUCCAAACUUUACUAGAUUCUACCUACAAGGAUGGGCGUCCUUUAACCGAUGAUGAAGUAGCAGGGAUGCUUAUUGGACUGCUCUUGGCAGGGCAGCAUACAUCCUCAACUACUAGUGCUUGGAUGGGCUUCUUUUUGGCCAGAGACAAAACACUUCAAGAAAAAUGUUAUUUAGAACAGAAAACAGUCUGUGGAGAGGAUCUGCCUCCUUUAACUUAUGACCAGCUCAAGGAUCUAAAUUUACUUGAUCGCUGUAUAAAAGAAACAUUAAGACUUAGACCUCCUAUAAUGACCAUGAUGAGAAUGGCUAAAACUCCUCAGACUGUGGCAGGGUAUACCAUUCCUCCAGGACAUCAGGUGUGUGUUUCUCCCACUGUCAAUCAAAGACUUAAGGACUCAUGGGUAGAACGUCUGGACUUUAAUCCUGAUCGCUACUUACAGGAUAACCCAGCAUCGGGAGAAAAGUUUGCCUAUGUGCCAUUUGGAGCUGGGCGUCAUCGUUGUAUUGGGGAAAAUUUUGCCUAUGUUCAAAUUAAGACAAUUUGGUCCACUAUGCUUCGUUUAUAUGAAUUUGAUCUCAUUGAUGGAUACUUUCCCACUGUGAAUUAUACGACUAUGAUUCACACCCCCGAAAACCCAGUUAUCCGUUACAAACGAAGAUCAAAAUGAAAAAGUCUACAAGGAACUAAUAAUACAUGUGAUCAUCACUGUAAGCCACAAAACCAUUCGAAGAGAAUGAAGUGUACAAAAUAGUUCUUGUGGUGUACUGUUUUUUUGAGUAAUUCUAAAAGCCAAUUUAUCAUUUACCAUUUUGUUAACUGGAUGGUUCUAUCAAAUGUAGUAGCAUUUGAAACAUUUUCUAAUAGUUAUGAAACUUAUACACGUGUGCUUUCAGGAAGUUCAUUAGCAAAACAAUUGUUCAGGGGGGAUCUAGGGAAUUGGCAGAUUCUAAAUAAUAUAAUUUCCAGGUAGUAAUUUUAAGAGUACACAUAGCUCUCGGCAAAUAAGUUUAGGGUAUUCAAAUCUUGGACUAAUCCUGCAAGGCAUAAAGAAUAAAAAUUCCAGUGAGAUACUU
Molecule: messenger RNA, 2099 nt
Organism: Cebus imitator (Panamanian white-faced capuchin)
Lineage: Eukaryota; Metazoa; Chordata; Mammalia; Primates; Cebidae
Gene: CYP51A1
Product: cytochrome P450 family 51 subfamily A member 1
Exons: 10
Coding region: 182-1693 (503 amino acids)
Molecular function (GO): iron ion binding; monooxygenase activity; oxidoreductase activity, acting on paired donors, with incorporation or reduction of molecular oxygen
Source: RefSeq, a predicted model, not a curated record